AUGAAAGGAUGUGAGAAGGUGGGGCAACGCUUGGCCAGAGUAUAUACUACACUUGUGCUGUCUAUUGGUGAAACUGUUGAAGAAGUAACUGACUUUGGUUUCUUGGGUACAACACCGACACUUAGCUGUCAUGCAUUGGGUAAUGGUGCCCUGGUACAAGUUUACCCUGAUGGUAUAAGACACAUAAGAGCAAAUAAACGUGUCAAUGAAUGGAAAGCACCAGGAAAGAAAUCCAUAGUAAAAUGUGCUGUAAACCAGAGACAAGUUAUGAUAGCUUUGACUGGUGGUGAACUUGUGUAUUUCGAGAUGGACCCGACUGGGCAGCUAAAUGAAUACCUAUAG
Parnassius apollo (apollo) is the source of this 342-nucleotide messenger RNA. The record is from the annotation of a GenBank genome assembly. NCBI's taxonomy places the organism in Eukaryota, Metazoa, Arthropoda, Insecta, Lepidoptera, Papilionidae.